GUUCUCUUCAUGUAACCCCCCCCUUCAGAUUUCCUCUUCCCCGAACCAUCUUUCUCUCUCUACAAUUAAUUCUCUCACCUCCAUUGUCAAAAACAAAAACAGAAAUUAAAAAUUAAAAUAAAGAACCAAUUUUUUUUCCUCACUUGCUUCGCUCCUCGUUUCAAAAUUCCACCUGCUUUGCGUACAUAGAAGUUUUCAGUUUCCUAUUGUGUGUGUGUGUGAAAAAACUCAGUCUUUCUCUCUCUUAAACAAACUCUAUAUCUCGAAAUCCGCGCUGAUUAUUCGAGAGAAAAUUCUUCCUUUUACAAAUUAAGUCUAAAUACAGAUGCAUUUGCAUCUUCAAGGUGUGAACCGGCGGUUUAGAUUGGGGCAAUAGAAACAGCUUAGGAUUAAUUUCGAUUCUCCUCCACUGGUCGAUUAUUUUUUAAUUUUUUAAUUUUUUAAUUUUUUAAUUUUAAUUUUGGGAAAUUUGUUUAUAUGAUGGGUUUAUCAUUGGGGUUCGAUCAGUGGUUUAGGUAUUUGUACUGGUCGAUGUUAUCAAUGCACUUUCAGAUUCGCAGUUGAAGAAGCAAAAUUUUCCCUGCAUGAAAUGCAGAGAUAAAGAUCUGAAGAUUAGAGACUCUGCAUUUCUUCUGGAAUCGAUGGGGUCUGUCUGUAAAGCCGUGAAUUGAGCUGCAUUUUUCGGAGAAAAAAACCGAAAGUUAAAUAGUCGAAUUCAAGAUUCAUGUAUUAUUGGUCGCAAUGUCGAAACAGUCGCUGAUUUUCUUGCUAACUCUCUCCUUCCUUCUCUCCAAACCAACUGCCGAAACCGAUUUUCGAUGCAACUGUGAAGACGAAAGCUACUUCUUUAGCAUCGAAACAAUUCUCGAGUGCCAACGCAUCAGCGAUUUCUUGAUCGCGGUUGCUUACUUCUCAAUCCCGAUUGAGCUCCUAUACUUCGUAAGCUGUUCAAACAUCCCUUUCAAAUGGGUGCUUUUCCAAUUCAUAGCUUUCAUAGUCCUCUGUGGUAUGACUCAUCUUCUCAAUGGGUGGACUUACGGGCCCCACUCAUUCCAGCUCAUGCUUGCCCUAACGGUCUUCAAGUUUUUAACCGCACUCGUUUCUUUUGCCACCGCCAUAACCCUCAUAACCCUAAUACCAUUAUUGCUCAAAGUCAAAGUGAGGGAGUUCAUGCUGCAGAAGAAGACAUGGGAUCUUGAUCGAGAAGUUGGCUUAAUCAAGAAACAAGAAGAAGCGGGGUGGCACGUACGUAUGCUUACGCAAGAGAUACGUAAGUCACUCGACCGCCACACGAUAUUAGAUACAACCCUAGUCGAGCUCUCGAAGGCGCUCGAUUUGCAGAACUGCGCUAUUUGGAUGCCGAACACUUCGAAAACGGAGAUGAACCUCACCCACGAACUGAAAGGGAGGAGCUUCUCUAAAGCCGCCGCCACACCGCCAAUCUCCACCGGUGACCCCGCCGUGAGGGAGGUUAAAGGAAGCGACGGGGCCAAAAUACUCAACCCCGAUUCGGCACUUUCUGUAAUCAGCGGUGGCGGUGGGGCCCACGAGCCGCCGGGGGCGGUGGCGGCUAUCCGGAUGCCGAUGCUUAGGGUUUCGAAUUUCAAGGGCGGCACACCGGAAAUGCUUCCGGCUUGCUACGCGAUUCUUGUAUUAGUCCUUCCGAGCGAGCAAGAUCGGUCUUGGAGCAAUCAAGAACUCGAGAUUGUGGAGGUGGUGGCCGACCAGGUGGCGGUGGCUCUCUCGCACGCUUCGGUGCUCGAAGAAUCUCAGCUCAUGAGGGAUAAAUUGGUCGAGCAAAAUCGAGCUUUACAACAAGCUAAACAAGAUGCUUUAAUGGCGAGCCAGGCAAGAAAUGCUUUUCAAAUGGUGAUGAGUAACGGGCUUAGAAGGCCCAUGCACUCGAUUAUGGGCUUGCUCUCGGUCAUGCAGGACGAGAAAUUGAGCACCGAGCAAAGGCUUCUUUGCGACACCAUGGUUAGGACAAGUAAUGUUCUUUCAACCUUAAUAACCGACAUAAUGGAUACUUCGGGAAAGGACAACGGAAGAUUCUCUUUAGAGAUGAGGUACUUUGAACUGCAUUCAAUGAUUAAAGAAGCCGCUUGUCUCUCGAAAUGUCUGUGUUCUUACAAGGGGUACAGUUUUGUAAUCGAGGCUGAAAAGUCUCUGCCGAAUCAUGUCAUGGGAGACGAAAGAAGGGUCUUUUUGGUCAUUUUACAUAUGGUAAGGAGUCUUUUGAAUGGAAGCAAAGGAGCGGGUUGCCUUACUUUACGAGUCUAUUCGGCUGGUGGAGGGCAAGGAUCCAACGAGCAAAGAUGGGGCCAUUGGAGGUCAAAUUCGUCCGACGGGUAUGUUUAUAUCCGGUUCGAAAUCGGGAUUCGCCAUAUUGAUUCUCCGGAAGAGAAUAUUGUUCCUGUGAUUCCGUACGGUGGGAAUAGAUACUACGGUACGGUAGAGGAGAAUAUGAGCUUUAGUGCAUGCAAGAAAUUAGUUCAGUUAAUGCAAGGGGAUAUAUGGGUGGUGUCGAAUCCUGAAGGUUUCGAUAAAAGCAUGGCCCUUGUUUUACGGUUUCACGUCCGUCCAAUCGCGGGGCCCGAUAUUUCUGACCCAUCGGACCGAGUCCAUUCGAAUUCCCUCUUUAGAGGGUUGAAAGUUCUUUUGGCGGAUCCCGAUGAUGUGAAUAGGGCUGUCACACGGAAGCUUCUGGAGAAACUCGGUUGUGUUGUUUAUGCAGUUUCGAGUGGGUACGAGUGUGUUAGUGCACUCGAAUCGAACUUUUCCGCCACCUGUCAAAUCGUGAUUCUUGAUCUUAACUUGCCUGAUUUGGACGGCUACGACGUAACGACAAGGAUUAGGAAAUUUAGGAGCAGGAAUUGGCCGUUGAUCGUUGCUUUGACUGCGAACGAUGAUGGAGAAACGAGGGACAAGUGUGCGAAAAUCGGGAUGAAUGGACUUAUUCAAAAACCGGGGACUUUUCGGGAAAUUUCGGACGAGCUUAGAAGGAUUUUGAUGCAGGCUAAUAGAAUCUUGGCUUGAUUAUUGAUGUUUUUGGUGUUUCUUUUUUUCUUUUUAGCAAUUAAAAUGUUUUUAUGGCAGGAAUUUUAAUUGGUAUAAAUAGCUCCCCUGAUACAAGAAUUAAUGAUCAAAAAAUGGUAUAGAAAAUUCAUCUUCUUUCA
Molecule: messenger RNA, 3176 nt
Organism: Erythranthe guttata (spotted monkey flower)
Lineage: Eukaryota; Viridiplantae; Streptophyta; Magnoliopsida; Lamiales; Phrymaceae
Product: ethylene receptor 2
Biological process (GO): response to ethylene; phosphorelay signal transduction system
Cellular component (GO): endoplasmic reticulum; endoplasmic reticulum membrane
Molecular function (GO): ethylene binding; protein binding; phosphorelay sensor kinase activity
Source: RefSeq, a predicted model, not a curated record